GACUCGCGUGCGCGCGGGGCCCGCCAUGGAGGUGGAGGAGGCGUUCCAGGCCGUGGGGGAGAUGGGCAUUUACCAGAUGUACUUGUGCUUCCUGUUGGCCGUGCUGCUGCAGCUCUAUGUGGCCACGGAAGCCAUUCUCAUCGCGCUUGUGGGCGCCACACCAUCAUACCACUGGGACCUGGCCGAGCUCCUGCCCAACCAGAGCCACAGCAACCAGUCGGCUGGUGGGGACCAGGCCUUCGGGGACUGGCUGCUGACCGCCAAUGGCAGUGAGAUCCACAAACAUGUGCAUUUCAGCAGCAGCUUCACCUCCAUCGCCUCCGAGUGGUUUUUGAUCGCCAACAGAUCCUACAAAGUCAGCGCCGCCAGCUCCUUUUUCUUCAGUGGCGUGUUUGUUGGAGUUAUCUCCUUUGGCCAGCUUUCGGAUCGCUACGGGAGGAAGAAGGUCUAUCUCACAGGUUUUGCUCUUGACAUCUUAUUUGCUAUUGCAAAUGGAUUUUCCCCCUCAUACGAGUUCUUUGCAAUAACUCGCUUCCUGGUGGGCAUGAUGAAUGGAGGGAUGUCGCUGGUGGCCUUUGUCUUGCUAAAUGAAUGUGUGGGCACCGCCUACUGGGCACUUGCAGGAUCAAUCGGUGGCCUCUUCUUCGCAGUUGGCAUCGCCCAGUAUGCCCUGUUAGGAUACUUCAUCCGCUCCUGGAGGACCCUGGCCGUUCUGGUUAACCUGCAGGGAACAGUGGUCUUUCUCUUAUCUUUAUUCAUUCCUGAAUCACCUCGUUGGUUAUACUCCCAGGGUCGACUGAGUGAGGCUGAAGAGGCACUGUACCUCAUCGCCAAGAGGAACCGCAGGCUCAAGUGUGCGUUCUCACUGACACACCCAGCCAGCAGGAGCUGCAGGGAGACUGGGAGUUUUCUGGAUCUGUUCCGCUACCGGGUCCUCUUGGGACACACCCUCAUCCUGAUGUUCAUCUGGUUUGUGUGCAGCUUGGUGUAUUAUGGCCUAACACUAAGUGCGGGUGAUCUUGGUGGAAGUAUUUAUGCCAACCUGGCCCUGUCUGGCCUCAUAGAGAUCCCAUCUUAUCCUCUCUGCAUCUACUUGAUUAACCAAAAGUGGUUUGGUCGGAAGAGAACAUUAGCAGCGUUUCUGUGUCUGGCAGGAUUGGCUUGUCUUAUUGUAAUGUUUCUUCCAGAAAAGAAAGACACAGGCCUGUUCGCGGUGGUGAACAGCCGUUCCUUGUCCCUGCUGGGGAAGCUGACCAUCAGCGCUGCCUUCAACAUCAUCUAUAUCUACACCUCGGAGCUCUACCCUACCGUCAUCAGGAACGUUGGGCUUGGGACCUGCUCCAUGUUCUCCCGAGUUGGUGGCAUCAUUGCUCCCUUCGUCCCCUCACUGAAAUACGUGCAAUGGUCUCUACCCUUCGUUGUCUUUGGAGCCACCGGCCUGGCCGCGGGCCUCCUGAGUUUGCUGUUGCCGGAGACGCUCAACAGCCCGUUGCUCGAGACGGUUUCUGACCUACAGGUGUAUUCCUAUCGGCGCCUGGGGGAGGAAGCGCUGUCUUUACAGACCCUGGACCUGCCACAGUCUGCAGACAAGUGCAGCACUCUGGGGAGUGAGAGUGAGGAAGAGGAAGAGUUUUACGAUGCAGAUGAGGAGACCCAGAUGAUCAAGUGAGCAGCCGUGGACUCCUCCUCCGAAGCAAAGGAUCGUCUUUGCUGCCUCUGGCCAGGGAGGGCUCUCCCUCGAGUCUGACACUGCACAGAGACGGUACCGAGCGGGGACAGGUGUGCAGGCACAAAGGAAGUCGGAGAAGAGAUUUCACAGAAGACAAAGUCACUGCAUGGAGGGAAUAGUUGUUAAUUUGUGCAAAACACAAGUUCAACCCAGAAUCAUGACUUCUGGCCAAAUAACUCAAGUGAACAUUCCAGAGUGGUCGACUGAUCCAUAUCUACAAGUGUGAUCCUAUGGCUUUUCCUUCCUUAGGAUCUAGAAGCAGUAUGUAGAAUUUCUCACCAUUUCAGUGGACUGAGAUCAGCGAUCCUUCACAUUUAACCUCACAUUUAACCUUUGACCAUGUUUGACAUCUGCCCAAUCCCGUGCUCCUCACCGGGAUCUUCUGGGCCUGUUGGUGUUAGCACUUCAGUUGUCUGCCCAGGAAUAAGCUCGUUUGUGUGUCCCGAAGCCCUCAGCUUGAGCUCAGCCAAUGAAAUUUGAGUCCUCAGCUUGGUCCCUAGCCUGUCGUUGCCUUGGACUCCUUGUGCCUUUAGUGCCACGCAAGACUCACUGGUAAAAGGCAGCUGUGUCAAAGCAGUGUGCCGCUAGUCGGGUGCGGCUGGGGCCCUGUUCACUCUCUCUGCUACUUAAGUAGUGCGAUUCCUUCAGUUCCCCCUCAUGCACCCCUCCAGAGAAACCCCCUUCCGAGGCUUCAGUACCAGCAGUAACUUCAGUGUCGUGCUCAUUCGUUGCUAACGCUUUCUCAAGGUAGAGUGCCGUGGUGAACAGUCGGAUGUAGGACAGACAGAAAAAGGUGCUGUUUCUGGGGAGGAAAGAGAAUCGUCUUUCCUAACAUUUGAUUUGUUUUGCCUUCAGUGCUGUGCCAGGAGAGCCUUAAGCAACACUGGAGAGCUUGAGCUCUUCUUGCCCUACCUGUGAGGUCAGAAUGGAGGGCCCAGUGGUUUCCUGGGAAAUGUUGACUUUCCUUUAAGUGUUCUCAACUUCCAGAUAAAUCAGAAUCAUCCUUAGUUUCCCAAAAUCAUGUUGAAAAUACCUGUUCCCGCGUGACACUUGAAUACUGUUUCCAGUAGGAGUAUAAAUCUGGAGUCCACGAGCUCGGGCCACUUUGCUUUAGGUCACUUUCCCAACGAGGAAAAUUCCUGUGCUUUUUGAAUUCCUGCUUCUGCUAAUGUCUUGGAGAGAAAGGAAGUGCAUUAGGGGUAAGGACCAGAUGUUGCUGUGGCUGCCGCCGGAGAUGCUGAGGAUGUCACCCCUGAACGGGCUGCAGAGACUGUCCUGUUCUCUCCUGCAGCGACCGCCCGGUUUCCCUGUGUCCUCUGUCCCUUUGUACCUGCUGAAGCACUUCUGUGUACUUUAUGCCCCGGAUUAUACAUUGGCUCUUCGUAACUGGGCCAUUUCUGCUCUUCUUCAUUUCUCUCUGCUGUGCUGCCACACAGUAAGGAUCUAAUAAAUGUUACUGUUUCUCCCACCCAGAAGACUGUGGGGCUUUUCCCAGUAUCAUUUUUGUAAGUGGUGGACAAAUCUGACCCAAAGUUUCAAACUGCAGAAUCCUGCUUGUCUCCUUUUGGAGGCCAGAGAUCAACCCCUCCUUAGUAAAACAGAGGGAGAACUUAAACUUUUAGUUCUUCGUAAAUGAGCAACUAUUUAAAAUAAA
Lepus europaeus (European hare) is the source of this 3383-nucleotide messenger RNA. RefSeq names its product solute carrier family 22 member 15 (gene SLC22A15). NCBI's taxonomy places the organism in Eukaryota, Metazoa, Chordata, Mammalia, Lagomorpha, Leporidae. Bases 26 to 1669 code for a protein of 547 amino acids. Gene Ontology annotation, biological process: transmembrane transport. The record is from RefSeq and is a predicted model, not a curated record. Gene Ontology annotation, cellular component: membrane. The transcript is spliced from 12 exons. Gene Ontology annotation, molecular function: transmembrane transporter activity.